Messenger RNA from Kwoniella mangroviensis CBS 8507, 354 nucleotides. RefSeq lists its product as uncharacterized. Lineage: Eukaryota; Fungi; Basidiomycota; Tremellomycetes; Tremellales; Cryptococcaceae. The record is from RefSeq and is a predicted model, not a curated record. The coding region runs from base 1 to 354 and encodes 117 amino acids. The transcript has 3 exons.
AUGAAAUUCACCACUUCAGCUCUUUUUGCCGUCAUUGAGCUCGCCACUUAUGUCAAAGCCGACUCUUACGCCAACUUCUUUUCUGACACCAAUUGUAACGAGGACGGUUCUAUUGGAUUUGACAUGCACAACGAUGGCUGUUUCGUCCAAGCUGGUCGAAAAUCAGUCUACAUCCCCAACACAGGACUGAUCAACGAUCAAUUCUGUCUCGUUUCCACUGGCCCUGAUGGAAGUUGCUCAUGCCAAUCUCAAGCAUACGACUUCACAGCUACCGGAUUUUGUCACGAGUUAGACCCUACUGUUGGAUCUUAUCGAUUCAUCCACGAAUCUUGUGGAAGUGACAACUGUCCUUAA